Molecule: messenger RNA, 7844 nt
Organism: Monopterus albus (swamp eel)
Lineage: Eukaryota; Metazoa; Chordata; Actinopteri; Synbranchiformes; Synbranchidae
Product: leucine-rich repeat and fibronectin type-III domain-containing protein 2-like
Exons: 6
Coding region: 1290-3635 (781 amino acids)
Cellular component (GO): postsynaptic density membrane; cell surface
Molecular function (GO): protein binding
Source: RefSeq, a predicted model, not a curated record
CUAUAGCUUCCUGCAGCGGGGAAACAACGCACAAGAGUGCGAUUUUGACAGACGAUAUAAGACCAAAGUAGCCUGACAGGCUACUCUGUUUCUGUGAGCACGGACUAAUCCGUGGUCGGUCAUUAAUCUCCCGCAGACAACAUGGUAAUCGCUGCGGACCAUGUCUAAGUGGCUCUUCAAGCAUAAUCAUUGGUACCAACUCGCCCCAGUCUGUUUGCGUAAAGGCGCUAUAGUUCUGACUGACCUGCCUUCUCCCGGUGGGCUUUGUGAGACUUCAUGGUAUUUGUGCCGUCUAGGCUUAAUCUGCCGCUAGCGCAUUCACCUCGCAGCUUUACAUCUGCUUGCUCUCUUUUGGACAAUCAAAUAACUCGAAUUACUGGGAGAAAACAAAGUUUAUUUUGGUUGUACAGUUUUCCUCUUUUUUUUACUUUCAUGUUGGAGCGCUUAGGGGGAAAACACAACGACAUAGUGUUUUCACUGACAAGUAUCGGGGUACCGCAGGGAGAAAAUGCCAGUUCGAUGUAGCACCACUCUCUAAAAACCCGCCUUGAAAUAUGAGCCCACACACCAGUGACCCUGUUAUUUUUGCUUGAAAGGAAAACUACAAAAUAUGCUGUGAAGAUAAUCGUCGCGUCAAAAGCGCAGGUUUCCAGAGCACAGGGGAAAUUUGUCAAGGAGACAGAGGAACGCGAGAGAAGAAGCGAUAUGUGUCUGGGUAGACAACUGGUUUUGCAGUUUAUCUCCUGGAAUUAGUGGGUGAAGGGGAAGGGAGCGGCUAUAGCCUGGAACCAGGGAAACGGAGACAGAGCCUGCGGUAGCACACACUGAAUACUCGUCCAUCUCUGAAGGUGAAUGGGUGAGAGGUUUAAGCGUACAAGGUUUUCCUCAGCACACAAACACAUCACCUUGUAACAUUCAUCCAUGGGAGGAGGAGGAGAAAGACUUGUGAUUGUUUGUUGCCUGCAGGAGAAAUUCAAGGCGAUUAAGAGAACCAACAGAGAUCAACUGUGACAACUCCUAAGGAGAGGUGUUAUAUGAAUCUGACGUCAUGUUGUUGAUAUGAAUCAAUAUGGGUUUGGAUACCUGACCAGACCAAACAACUGAUCCUAUUACUUUGUUUCAGCCUAUGGAGAAGAUCCCACAGAGCAGGGAGUGGUGACACUUCAAGACAAAGCGCUGAGAGCCAGACGAGACAUACCCCACUCUAACUGCAGAAACCAAGUCGAUAGCAUAUACAGGAAAACUGGCACUGGGGACCAGGUGCACAGGUCCCCUUUUUAUGAACUAACAUGGACAAAGUGGUCAUCAGUUUCCUGCUUUUGGGAACCAUAGUUAUGAUGGUCCAUGCAUGUCCCAAAUACUGUGUCUGCCAGAACCUCUCAGAAUCUCUGGGGACUCUGUGCCCCUCCAAAGGCCUGCUUUUUGUCCCACCAGACAUUGACCGACGAACUGUGGAGCUCCGGCUGGGAGGCAACUUCAUCCUGAAGAUCACCAUUCAGGACUUUGCCAAUAUGACCGGUCUAGUGGAUCUAACCUUGUCCCGCAACACCAUCAGCACCAUCCAGCCUUUCUCUUUCAUUGACCUGGAGACACUGAGAUCCAUGCACCUGGACAGUAACCGAUUGACCGAACUGGGACCAGAUGACCUCCGAGGUCUGGUCAAUCUGCAGCACCUGAUACUCAACAACAAUCAACUGAGUCAUAUCUCCAAAGGAGCCUUUGAUGACUUGUUACUGACAUUGGAGGAUCUGGAUUUGUCAUAUAAUAACUUGCGAAGUGUGCCUUGGGAAGCCAUCCGCAAGAUGGUCAACCUUCAUCAGAUGAGUCUUGACCAUAAUCUGAUCUCCUUCAUUGCUGAGGGGACCUUUACAGAUCUAGAUAAACUAGCUCGCUUGGACCUCACCUCCAACCGUCUGCAGAAGCUCCCUCCAGACCCCAUCUUUGCACGUUCUCAGAGCAGUAUAGUGAUGAGCACUCCUUAUGCACCUCCACUCUCUCUAAGCUUUGGUGGAAACCCAUUGCACUGCAACUGUGAAAUGCUUUGGCUUCGAAGGCUGGAACGUGAGGAUGAUAUGGAAACUUGUGCGUCUCCUGCAAGUCUAAAGGGGCGCUACUUUUGGUUUGUUCGAGAGGAGGAGUUUGUUUGUGAGCCCCCUCUGAUCACGCAACAUACGCACAAGCUACUAGUACUAGAAGGCCAAACAGCUAGCUUGCGUUGCAAAGCUGUUGGCGAUCCAAUGCCCACUGUACACUGGGUUACUCCUGAUGACCGUUUGAUCAGCAACUCCUCCCGUGCAACAGUAUAUGAAAAUGGCACCCUGGACAUAAAAAUCACCACAUCCAAGGAUUAUGGGAUUUUUACUUGCAUAGCUGCUAAUGCUGCUGGGGAAUCUAUGGCCUCCAUUGAGCUAUCAAUCAUUCAACUCCCCCAUCUGAGUAAUGGUACAAACCGUACUACACAGUCCAAAUCAGGGCUUUCAGACAUAACUAGCUCUACCAAGAUCAGUAAAGGGGAGCCUAAACCCCUGCCAGAGAAGGUGGUGUCUGUAUCAGAAGUGACCACCAUUUCUGCUCUGGUCAAAUGGACUGUUACUAAAACAACUCCAAAGGUCAAAAUAUAUCAGCUUCAGUACAAUUGUUCUGAAGAUGAAGUCCUCAUUUACAGGAUGAUUCCCAUGACUAACAGAGCCUUUGUAGUUACAAAUCUUGUCCCAGGGAUGCAGUAUGACCUGUGUGUCUUGGCCAUCUGGGAUGACACUGCCACCACCCUCACUGCUACCAACAUUGUUGGCUGUGUCCAGUUCAUCACCAGGGAGGACUAUGCUCACUGCCAGUCUCUUCACAGCAGCUUCCUGGGUGGCACCAUGAUCCUGGUCAUUGGAGGCACCAUUGUGGCUACUUUAUUGGUCUUUAUCAUUAUCCUUAUGGUGCGCUAUAAGGUCACCAGUAGCAUCCAGACUAAUAAAUUACUCAAUGUGAGCAACACGUACUCACAGACCAGUGGGGGGUUGAACAGGUUCAGUGGCGCCCCACCACAGGUCAAGUCCACAUUGGUGGUAAUGCAGGAGGAAAUGGUAGAGUUCAAGUGUGGAUCCCUCCAGAGCAGCCUCUCCUCCUCCUCUAACUCAUUAGACAGCCAAACAGGAAGUCACAGCAUGCAGGGCAAUGAAUGCAACACCUUGCCCAGCAGCAAGUUCAGGAGGCAUGGGCACAGUGCCAAAGCACGGCCAAACCUGGACAACCUUUUAGGGGCCUUCACCUCACUGGAGCUGCAAGGAGUUGCAAGGGACCACCAAGGGACUUCUGGUCCCUCCAUCACUUCCAGUGCUAUGAUGACGGUGACUAUGGCACCCCUGUCCGAUAAAGAGCCCCUGCUAGGAAGAGCUGAGUCCACCACCAUGUUGGGACGUUUCCUAGGGCAGCCCCAGGAGAGUAAGCCCAAGAGGAGCCAUUCGUUUGACAUGGGUCAUGUAGCUACUGCGACACAAUGCCGCAGUAGCUACCCUCAUAGGAUUAGUAACAUCUGGACUAAACGCAGUCUGUCUGUUAAUGGAAUGCUGCUGCAGUAUGAUGACAGUGAGGAUGAAAAGCCCACUUUUGCAAGCUCUGAGUGGGUGAUGGAAAGCACAGUUUGAGUACAGUCGGUCUAACUCUGAGGUCCAUGGCCAAACAGUAAAUUUAUAUCAGGAACUAAAAAACAUGAGUGCAGAGGGAGGAAUAUUCAAGAAGGAAACUGUCAUUGGGUAUUGCAUGAAGUUCAACCAUGUGAAUACUGUCUAAGUAUUUAUGUGCAAAAAGACACAAAUGGAUAGAUUGCUGGUCAUAAUCUUGACUCUCUGACAGUCUAACUAUAUUUGAAAUAUUUUUCCCAUUUGAAGCAACACGGAAUCAUGGAGUGUGCAGAUAAAUUCCCUGUAUGGAAUAACUCCCAAUCCACAGGGCAGGUGAGAGUAGCUCAGAGAAAUAGGAACGAAAAGAAAGAUGUGAAAUUUGAUGUGGAUUUACUGCAUCUUUAUCAAAUGAACUGAAUGCCAAAAGGACUGUGGUGAACUGCAUCACAAUGUCAUGGAUCCUCAGCAUGAAAUGAGACUACUGCAACAGUAGAGAGAAGGACCUGAGGAGUGAAUAGAAAAUUAAAGUCAUUUUUAUUUUCAUCUCAAUUUUCUAUUAUUUUUACUAUUUAUUAUUUUAGGUGAAUCAUCAACAGGCUGAGCUUAGGUUGUAGUUCAGUGUUGAUCAAACAGGCAGACAAGCUACAAUAUCCCUUCACAAACAACCAUUUCCUAUCAUUUAACGUUACUUUCAUUACUUUCACUAACCAACUUUCAGUCAAUUGUAAUCUGACGAGGAUUCUUUUUAAAAUGGCAGUGUGGUCCUGUGUUUGAUAUCAGUAGCAAUGAAACAAACAAAUCAGUCUUGUAUUUCUACCUCAGUUUCCAUAUCAUAUGAGGUUAUUUGAACAUGAAUGGUAAUAAAACAAAACCCAAAUGCACAAGAUGGAUCACAAACAGCUCAACACACAAAGUCCCUUACUUCUUUGCAGAUGCUUCAAAUAGUAAUUUAUUAAAUCUUUAUCAAAUCAAGUAUGUUUCUAGCUCAGGUUGAAAUCCUGCUGUGACAAAAUGUCCAAUUGAAUGUUUUAAUACUCUCCCCAUUGGUUAAUGCUGGCAACAAGUGGUCCCUGGAGACUAAAAGGCCAUUGAUGUUAACAGAGCAUUUCCCCCAGUGCAGUUUCAGAUGCUAUCAGCACAUAUUACAGUAGCCAGACAUGAAUGGUCUUUGAAAUCCAUCAGGCCCACUUCAUCAUUUGUUUAAACUCACAGCAGGGAUGUGUUAUGUGGCUGUAAUUCAACACAAACGAGAGAGUAGAACAGUUGCUCAUUUAGUCAGGUUAAGUGGUGGAAUUAAUCCAAAUCAACUUUUAUUAGUAAGAUAAAGGAGGGCAGGUUAAGUGGAAGAAUAAGGAAGAAGGGAUUAUUGAGGAUCAAACAGCUCAAAAACUCACUAGAAAACUAUUUGCCAAAUUGUAUAAUGCAGAACUUGCUUUGGUUCAUUUCAUCAGAGCAAUCAUUUAUUUUCCAUUCUCUUUCAUACAAAGCUGUGAGUUAAAGUUAAAUACUCUGAAUUAGUGGCAUCCCCAGAGACAUCCCCACACAUUUUGACAUCUUUAUCAAUAUCCCAUUGGCCUCUGCUGCAUUUCAAGAUGUGGACUGGUCAUCAUUUUUUAUUAUUAUUUUCUUCCCUUGGUGUACUGUUCUGUAUAUUGGCAUUUUAUUUUGUACAAUAACUGUGUGAGGUGGGGGAUAUUGUGCAGUAGUACUUUUAUUUUCAUGUGAAGCAAACAGUGAGAAGGUGCUUUACUGUUCGUGUACCGACUUGGUCAUUGUUAGUUGGCUCACUGCACUGGGAUUUUACAUGUAAGAGAGAAAUGGAGGAUCAGCUCUUAUUAAAAGGGUCAGCUCACUCAAAUUAUGUCUGACUUAUGUCCAGUGGUAUCUUUCCAUGUCUCUUUUUAUAUAUUUAUUAUGAUCCUUCUGUCUACACUCUAAUACCAAGGAAUAAGGGUGCAACAUGACAGUGAAAACUGUGAGACAAUAUGAAUUUGUCAAAUGUCAAUAAGAUUUUGCUAUGCUUUUUAUAUCAUACUCUGCCUGUUGUCCGCAGCUGGCUGGGAUUGGCUCCAGCCCCCUGUGACCCCGGUUGGGACUGAGUGGUUUAGAAAAUGGAUGGAUAGAUGUUUAUAUCAUGUAGCCCUCUGUUAAUCAUCUCUGGGCAUAUUCUUCUGUUAUGGCCACUGCUGCACACUAUCUGCUUUAUAACAAGAUUAGAUUUUUAUAUGAUUUCAGCAUUCGGCAAUAUUGAAACAUAUACAUAUAUUGGAUUAACCUGCAAACCUUCACACUUAAAAAUUUACUUUAACAAUAUCUUUGCAUAGCAAAUAUUUUAUGGUUAAAGUCAAAUGAGGUUAAAUGAAGUAGAUAUGGCAAAUACACUGUUAAGUGUUAGGCAUUUUAAACACACAGUUAAGGUUAGAGAAGGACUGCGGUUAUGGUUAAUAAUUUGGAUUUAAUUUGAUGAAUUAGACAAAAACAGAAAUUCCUUUCAAGGUUUUUUAUCCAUAAGCAGUUUUUCAACAGAUGGUGCAGAAAAUUUAUGUCACAAUACCUAUUGAUUUAUAAAUACACAACUAAAUGAGAGGGGAUUUUAUUUAACAGAUUCUGUAGUUUUACAUUAAUUUAAUUAUACUGUAGCUGAUAAAUUCAUAGGAGGUUUCCUGCGAAGCCUCAGUUUUCCAGAUAAUCAAUAUAAAAUUGCAGUGUUAAAUUGGCAAUUGCUGAAAAUGCAAAAAGAUAUAAAAACAAUACUAUUGAUUAAAAAAAAAAAGAGUAUUCACUGAAUUAUAAAAGGAAUAGUUGUUUAAGAACCAAAAAAGCAUUUACAGGAGGAAGUGGUCAUGUUUACAUUUUGAAUGUCCUACAUGAAAAAAUAUGAAAUUGAUCCGUAAUGUUAUUUAGGGAUUUGUAGUUUGUUAUCCAAUGCAACUAUAUAAUAUAUAAGAAUUGAUGGAAUGAAAGAGUUCUGCGGUAAAGGAAACACCUCCUGAAAUUAAAAACUGUUGUUAAGGUUAAUAUGAUUAACUCUAAUUUCCCUAUUUACUUGUAACUAGUGCCAAAUUAAUAACUGUUUCCAGCAAAGUUUUGACAAUAUAACUUGUCAGUUUCAGUAGAGUUGAAAUUGUCCGCAGAAUAGCCAUCGGGUUAUCCAGAGUGACCAAAAGUAUUUUUUUAAUGCAGUGUUUAUUACUUUUAUUUUUUAUUAUGUUUUCGUUUUAGUGAACUGAUCCUUUAAUCUGCUGUCCUCUUGUGGCAUCAUAUAACAUCUUCUUUCACUCUGCUAACUGAGAAUACAAUGUGUGUAUUUGACUCGACAUACUGUAGUCAUGAUUCUCACCUGAGGUUCUAAGACAAAAGCAAGAAUAAAAACCAUUUCUGUGUGAAAACAUUUUGCUACAAAAGAAUAUAAAAAUAUUGAUUAAUUCCUAUGAACCAAACUGGCUCUUUUGUGUUUUGUCUUCUAUAUACACUAUGUAUUUUAUAGUAUGGGCCUUGGAUUACAUUACUAAUUGUUUUGACCCUCAUCCUUCUAUACUGUUCCUGCCCACAAAGUGGGAAGUAGCUAAUGGAGUAUCCUUCCCUCUGCUGUCUUUGUUUACUGUAGAUGAGCCAAGGGUUUUCCUCCUGAGGUCCAGCUGCUGUAAUCAGGCCAGUUGCUGCUGACUCACCUCAGUACUGCCCUUCUUACAAAUCAGUAUGUGCAGUUCCUGGUCAGAGCCCAUAAUAAGGCCUUAAUCUGUUAGGAAAGGUGCUCACAGCAGCAUUAAUUAAGUAGAAUUUCCACAUAUGCCAAGCACUGCAUUAGACAGCAAUACUCACGUGCUGAAGGUUCAGGAGUUCCUCCACUGAAUGUUGAAUGUAGUAAGGUUGUUACUAGGCUUUGUGCUGUCAAGAGAGAGAAGGUAUUCAACUCAAGGCAAAUAUACUCUUUGAAGAAAUGUGUGUUUAAACAUUAUCUGUCAGCAACACUAGUUUUACAACAAAGUAAGUAAAUAGCCUUCACAAGUGUAACUGUCACAGCAGUGGCUGGAUCAUCUGAGCACUGGUGUGGAAGCCGAUGAGAAAAACUCACCUUUCCUAAUGUGAAAGUAUUUUUACCUUUAGCAAAGCUGGCUAUUUUUUACAUGUUCAUGUUACAAUGUUUCACUGUGUGCUGCACUGGAUGUUUUAUUUUAUACUUACACUGAAUUUCUAAUAAGUCUUUCCAAAUCUUUCCCAAUCUUGUCGUGG